Xiphias gladius (swordfish) is the source of this 3028-nucleotide messenger RNA. RefSeq names its product tocopherol (alpha) transfer protein (gene ttpa). The transcript has 6 exons. NCBI's taxonomy places the organism in Eukaryota, Metazoa, Chordata, Actinopteri, Istiophoriformes, Xiphiidae. Gene Ontology annotation, cellular component: membrane. Bases 154 to 1041 code for a protein of 295 amino acids. The record is from RefSeq and is a predicted model, not a curated record. Gene Ontology annotation, molecular function: phosphatidylinositol bisphosphate binding.
CGGCCCUCAGUGGUAUUGCACUUUAAGGCACUUCCGCAUUGGCUUAAUUUUUCACACCCGGAGCCUACGUCAAUUUUUAUGUCCUUACCGAUCUUCCCCCUCUCCUGCAGCUGCCCGCUGCAACAGUGAAAUAUAACCGGACCAGAGGAAGACAUGAACGGGCCUGAGCUCAGUGAACUCCCGGAUGACUCGGAGCAGCUCGAGCCGUAUGUGAGCAGCCUGAGGCGGAGAGCCCUGCAGGCAAACGAGCUGUCUGCUGUCAGGACGUUCUCCGACGGCUUUCUCAUCAAGUUUCUGCGGGCCAGAGACUUCGACGUGGAGCUCUCUCUGAAGCUCUUACUAAACUAUCAGCGGUGGCGGAGAGAGAGUCCUGAGAUCGGCAGCUGUCUGUCUCCCUUCUCUGUGCUCGGCCUCCUCAGCACAUCGUAUCAUGCUGUCCUCCCACAGCGAGACCACACUGGCAGCAGGGUACUUGUCUACAGGAUUGGGCAAUGGAACCCGAAAGACUGGUCGGCCUUCCAGGUGUUCAGGGUCAGCCUGAUGACAUCAGAGAUCAUCUCCAUGGAGACGCAGACGCAGAGGCGGGGUCUGAAGGCCAUAUUUGACCUGCAGGGAUGGCGCUUAGGCCACGCCUGGCAGAUUAACCCUUCCCUCGCCAGAAAGAUUUCCUCUGUACUUUCGGACUCUUUUCCACUGAAAGUUAGAGGAAUUCAUCUGGUCAACCAGCCAAUGUUCUUCCGGCCGGUCUUUGCCAUGAUUCGUCCCUUCCUGCCAGAUAAGAUCAAACAGAGGAUCCAUAUGCAUGGUGCUGAUUUCCACGACACUUUAAGUGAUUUCUUCUCACUCGCCAUCCUGCCUCCAGAAUACGGAGGGGAAGGGCCUGGAAUAGAGGAGGUGUGUCAAGAUUGGACCAAUCAGCUGCUUCAAUCAGAGAAGCUCUUGCAGCAGAUUGCCGCCCACCCAACAGCUGAUAUCGCCAUUACUCCUGACAGCUCCUUGAUCUCAGGGGAAGUAGAAACUGAACAAUUCUCAGAGGAAUGAUGUUUGGAAUUUUGGCCUCUCAGACAUGGCUGAUUUUUACUUAGGACCUUGGCUCCGUUAAGAGGGCUGAAAAGACACGUUAUCACAGCAUCUCGAAUUGCUCAUGGAUUCACCUCCUCUGUUGAGUCUUGAUGUUUAGCCCGCAAACUAACAUAUAGGGCUUAUGGGAAAUUGUUUUACUUUUAAGCCCACUAUUUAAACAUAUGAAGGGAGCUACACAACAUACUGUUGAGAAAGGCUCUGUUCCAAGGCUGUCAAAAAGUUGUGUUUUCUUACUCCUUAAACGUACCAGGAACUUCUGGUUUCACCUCUCUCUCUCUCUCUCUCUCUCUCUCUCUCAAUCUUUGUUUUCUUUCCAAGAGUAAGAUAAGAAGGUUGAUGUCAAUUUCAUGUCUGGGUGUUACGUACUGAGUUUGAGUUAGGAUGUGGUUAGACUAGCUUGGCAUAAAGCCUGAAUAUUGGAGGAAACAGCUAGCUUGGCUCUGUAUGUUUAAAAAAACCUACCAACCCCUCUAAAGCUUACCGAUUAACAUGUUAUCUCAUUUUUUCGACCUGUGCACAAAAACUAUAUAUAAAUUGUUAUUCAUUAAGAACUCCCUCUCAAACCACAAAUGAUCAUUUUUACAUUUCUGUUAAUAUAUAGGUUAAACAAACAAGAUACACUGUGUAAAUAAGACAGCUAGAGAGGUGUUCAUGGGUGUUGUUUUUACUUUAGGAAAGAGCCAAACUGACUAUUUCCGUCCAGUUUUUCACACUAAGCUAGGCUAAUCACCUCCUAACUCCAGCUCUGUACUUCACACACAAACAUGAAAGUGGCAUUGAUCUUCACAUCUUACUCUAAAAUAGAAAGCAAAUAAGUGUAUUUCCCACAAUGUUAAACUUUUUUUUAAAUGUAAUUAAUAAACGUUUUAAUUGAUGUAUUUUAAUUUUGCUAGUAUCUGAUAGAUGCUCAGUGUUAGAAGUUUGUUCAGGGUUACUGGGCCAACUCUUCUCAAGCUAAGUGUUUUGGAGUAGAUACUGGCUCUAAAGGUAGAAUAGUUUUACUAUGUGACCUCCACUUGGAAACAAACCUUACCUUAUCUUAGGGCUUUUGUCUUUUACAUGAAUGUUGCUAAAUGUUGCUGUUUGGAUGUCACAUCAAGACAAUUUUUUUCAGGGAUCUCUCUAGUUGUUAUAUAGUUAGACAUUAAUAGCUAACAGCCUAUUCUUCAGUGGACCUAAGUGAUGGAUUGCUAGGUGGAGAGUUGUCUAGCAGCUGCAGGACACCAACCUUCAACCAGAGGACCAGCUUCAGUCUCUACAUGGCUGAAAACAAUGAGACGCUUUGGCCCUACCAGGUCAGAGGUUUGCCCUGCUUGAAACAAAUGACCAUCUUGCUGUGAAAUCCAGUGAACUCAAUCUAAGAGCUACUGUGAGAGUUCGAUGCUUAGCAAAAAACCUGAAUGCCAAACAAUAUCCUGAGCUGUUGUUUUCAUGUCAUCACGGACAUUAAGCACUGCAAAUGAUGAGCAUAAAUCCUGCCUUCCCUCCAAAUCAUCACUCCAUGCAGACUUUCACCUUAUCAGCCAGCCAAACUAAUCCAUCCUGUCCUCUGUUUGUUCAUAGUUGAUCAUUUGAAUGGGAAAUUUAACAGUUAAUGAUUACUAUUUUCUAAAUAAUUUUAUAUCAUUUAUGACAUAAAAUUGUUGUGUUUUAUGACAAAAUGGAUACUUUAAUUGAGGAAUUUCAUUAGAAAUAUAAUAUGUUUUAAGAGAAAUGGUGAUUCCUUGCAUCUUUGGCUAUGUUUUGACCAAUAUUAUGCAUAUAUCCCAUAUACCCAGUUACUGUAAAAAUGUGAAUUAUGUGUACACACUGACUUAAUAAUUAAUUUUAUUAAUUGCUGCAAAACAUAGAAUAGGUUCAUAAUAACAGAAAAUGAUUUAAUUUCUGAAUUUGACCUUUUCCCCUUUAAAAAAGAAAAUGAAUGUAUUUCUUAGUAUUUCUUCAA